CGAUAUCCAGGUAUGCAUACGUCACAAAGCGAUGCGGUCAUUCUAAUUAUAGUACAAAAGGUCACGUGGUCAAGAUUUCGGACAAACAUUAUCUCAGAAUUAUCAACAAUGGCAGCGAGUGAACCUUUUCAAUACAUAGAAUUAAAUGAAAACGAAGUGCCUGGGGCAAAGUUUGUUUAUGAGUCUAUUGAAAAACAUUCAAAUACACAAUUAAGUAGGUGGCUGGAAUGCCGAGGACUACGUAAAACUGGAAAUAGGAGUGAAAUCUUGAAGCGAGUUCAUAGUUGUAUCAGUGCUGGCAAAGACAAGGAAAUUGAUGUCGGGGUAGAUUGUGGGAAAUGGUAUGAACUGAAAAAGGAAAGUAAGCUACAACUUGCAGGAGUGCCUUCUCGUGUUCCUCUGCUACCAUACUGUGGAUGGGGAAAGUUCCCAUCUUGUCAGGAGAAAAUGCCAAAACUUUUCAAUAAGGGCCACAUUCACCACCACAUUGUGGAAUCAGUUCAGUUUGUGAAUGCCAAAGAUGUAAGUGAUGAAAGUGAUGAUGAUAUUGAAGAUCUUCACACUGCAAAGCCAAUGCAAAAGGGGUUUAAAGUUUUUUGAGAGCGGACAUGUGAAGAAAAUGCAGGACUGUGUCAAAUCUGAGCACUAUUUUUUAAAGAGCAAGGUAAUGGCUUCCAUGCGGACAAAUGUGGAAUAUGAUGUGACAGUGACAUUAAGUGUACAUUCUGGCUUUGUUAAAGAUGCAUCUUGCACUUGCAUUGCAUCCGCUAUGGGACGUUGUAGUCAUGUGACUGGACUGUUGUAUGCGUUGGAAAAUUUCUUGUCAUUAUCGGGUAAAGACCUUACCAGCUGCACUUCAUUACCCUGUACAUGGAAUAGAGGUCGUCAAAAACAGAAAAAUCCAAAACGUGUACAAGAAUUAUCAUAUAGCUCAAAAAAACGUAAAAUUAAUUCUGUAAUUGACUUUGAUCCAAGGGGGCCAUCAACAGUAAACAAAGACAAAGAUAAUGUCAAGGACAAUUUUUUGUGGAACUUGCAAAAUAGAAGAAUUAGUUCAUCAAUGUGGAAUUCUAUUCUAGAAUUCAGUUAUGAGGAUUAUGAAGUGACUAGUGAUCAGAUAAAUGUAAUCAAAGAGUGGAGAGAAAUAUUUCUAGAACAUCUCAAAGUGCCUUCGCAAAACAGUUAUCCAACUCUUUUGGUUGAGGAUCAAAGGAGCGAUCGUUGGUUUACCGAAAGAAGAGUUAGGCUAACUGCGUCAACUUGCCACACUGUAGUUCACCUCCAGUCAGGGAUUGCCAUAGGGAACUUCCUGUACAGAAAACUCUGGAGUACAGAAAAAGUGACAUCAGCAGCUCUUAGCUAUGGUGUCAAGAAUGAGACAGAGGCUAUUAAAUGUUACAAAGACUUAAAAAACAGUGAACGUCUGAAAACAAUAAACACAGGUCUUUGGGUAAAUGGUACAAAUCCUGAACUUGCAUGUAGUCCAGAUGGAUUAAUUCUAGAUCUGGAUGAAGCCCAGUGCAAAUAUGGAAUUUUAGAAGUUAAAUGCCCCAAAAUUUUGGAAAAUCAUAAAAUUUCUGACUUCAAGACUGUGCUUAAGCCAGCACAGGUGAAAACAUUCUGUUUAGAAGAUUGUAACGGGGAAAUAACAUUGAAAAAGAAACAUGCGUACUUCUAUCAAGUUCAGAUGCAAAUGGGGGUAACAGGCUUAAAGUAUUGUGAUUUUGUUGUUUGGUCAAGCAAGGAGACUUUUAUUCAAAGGAUUAGGUUUGAUGAAACUUUCUGGGUUGAAAUAAAGGAAAAGUUAAUAAAUUUUCACCACUCUUACAUUUGUCCGGAAUUAUUCGAAAUGAGGACACCACGUGAGCUUAGCAGCUUAAAAAUUAUAUAAACUUGACAAUGAAUGUUCUGUUCAAGUGAGGAAGUUGUUAAGUACUUGUGGAGAACAAGUCAGUACUGGUGCAGAAUCUAUGUACACUGGUUAAGUGCGGCUCGGAACACUUGUUAUCAUCCUUCGGUAUAUAUGCAUAUAUGUUUAUUUUAUUUUACAGUGGAAGUUGUUAAGCACAUAUGUUUAUUUUAAGAGUGGAAGUUGUUAAGUACUUGUGGAGAACAAGUCAGUACUGGUGCAGAAUCCGUGCACACUGAUUAAGUGGGGCCCGGAAAACUUGUUACCGUCCUUUGGUGUAUAUGCACAUAUUUUUAUUUUAGAGUGGAAGUUGUUAAGUACUUGUGGAGAACAAGUCAGUACUGGUGCAAAAUCUAUGUACACUGGUUAAGUGCGGCUCGGAACACUUGAUAUCAUCCUUCGGUAUAUAUGCAUAUAUGUUUAUUUUAUUUUACAGUGGAAGUUGUUAAGCACAUAUGUUUAUUUUAAGAGUGGAAGUUGUUAAGUAGUUGUGGAGAACAAGUCAGUACUGGUGCAGAAUCCGUGUACACUGAUUAAGUGGGGCCCGGAAAACUUGUUACCGUCCUUUGGUGUAUAUGCACAUAUUUUUAUUUUAGAGUGUAAGUUGUUAAGUACUUGUGGAGAACAAGUCAGUACUGGUACAGAAUCUGUAUACACUGGUUUAGUGCAGUUUGGAAAACUUGUUAUCAUCCUUCGGUGUAUACGCACAUAUUUUAUUUGAGUGGAAGUUGUUAAGUACUUCUGGAGAACAAGUCAGUACUGGUGCAGAAUCUAUGUACACUGGUUAAGUGCGGCUCGGAACACUUGUUAUCAUCCUUCGGUAUAUAUGCAUAUAUGUUUAUUUUAUUUUAGAGUGGAAGUUGUUAAGCACAUAUGUUUAUUUUAAGAGUUGAAGUUGUUAAGUACUUGUGGAGAACAAGUCAGUACUGGUGCAGAAUCUGUGUACACUGGUUAAAUGUGGUUUUGAAAACUUGUUAUCAUUCUCCGGUAUAUGUGCAUAUAUGUUUAUUUUAGAGUGAAACUUGUUAAGCACUUGUGGAGAACAAGUCACUACUGGUCCAGAAUCCAUUUACACUGAUUAAAUGGGGCCUGGAAAACUUGUUACCAUCCUUUGGUGUAUAUGCACAUAUUUUUAUUUUAGAGUGGAAGUUGUUAAGUACUUGUGGGGAACAAGUCAGUACUAGUGCAGAAUCUGUAUACACUGGUUUAACCAGUAUCUGUUAUACAUUAUAAGCAAUGUAUGAAUAUAGUGAAAACAAAUAUUUAUUAUUGUUAACUUUACACAUGAUUUUAUUAGUAUUGUAGUAUUAACUGAAAUCAUUAUUGUAACAUAUGUAAAUACAUGAAAAGUAAAUACAAAUUUAAGAGUGA
Messenger RNA from Mercenaria mercenaria, 3280 nucleotides. RefSeq lists its product as uncharacterized. The coding region runs from base 13 to 600 and encodes 195 amino acids. The transcript is spliced from 2 exons. Lineage: Eukaryota; Metazoa; Mollusca; Bivalvia; Venerida; Veneridae. The record is from RefSeq and is a predicted model, not a curated record.